AUGUUCGCGCAGACCUCCUUCUUCGCCGUCCUUGCCACUGUCGUCAGCGCAGUGGUUCUCCCCCGAGCAGCGGAUACCACCGUGACGUUGGUCAACAACUGCGGCUACCAGGUCGACCCCGCCGCUUACCCCGCCGUCACCUACAACGGGGCCGCAACUGGCGGUUUCCCUCUCGCUGGAGGUGCCUCCGCUUCGGUCACCCUACCCGCGAACUACAGUGGCCGUAUCUGGGGCCGCACGGGCUGCGACGCGGACGGAAACUGCGAGACAGGUCAGUGCUUCCAGGGCGGAGAAAACUGCACGAGUCCCGCGCCCACGGGCCCGACCCUGGCGCAGUUCACGAUCAACGGAUAUGCGUCGUCCGACUACUUCACCCCAACCGGCCAAGGUAACUUCAACAUCCCACUGACCAUCACUCCCGGUUCUGGAUGCUCGACUGCCCCGGUGACCUGCACUGACGCGAACGGAGACGGCAACGGCUGCGGCGCUACUAGCAGCUGCCCCACGGGCACCUCCUACACUAUCCAGUUCUGCUAG
Gloeophyllum trabeum ATCC 11539 is the source of this 537-nucleotide messenger RNA. RefSeq names its product Osmotin, thaumatin-like protein. Lineage: Eukaryota; Fungi; Basidiomycota; Agaricomycetes; Gloeophyllales; Gloeophyllaceae. The transcript is spliced from 4 exons. The record is from RefSeq and is a predicted model, not a curated record. Bases 1 to 537 code for a protein of 178 amino acids.